This is a messenger RNA of Sinocyclocheilus grahami, 1872 nucleotides long. RefSeq names its product UDP-Gal:betaGlcNAc beta 1,4- galactosyltransferase, polypeptide 5 (gene b4galt5). The transcript has 9 exons. The record is from RefSeq and is a predicted model, not a curated record. Bases 218 to 1363 code for a protein of 381 amino acids. Gene Ontology annotation, molecular function: UDP-galactose:glucosylceramide beta-1,4-galactosyltransferase activity. Gene Ontology annotation, biological process: carbohydrate metabolic process; glycoprotein biosynthetic process. Gene Ontology annotation, cellular component: Golgi apparatus. NCBI's taxonomy places the organism in Eukaryota, Metazoa, Chordata, Actinopteri, Cypriniformes, Cyprinidae.
ACCAGCGCGCAGGAGGGUGUGUGUAUGAGUGAGUGAGUGUGUGUGUGUGUCCGUCCCUGACCAUUACACACAGAUACACGGGAUGAAGAUGAUGAGACUCUACUAGGACGGGUGGACCUUCUAGAUUGGAUACAUUUCGGGAUCGGACCUGAAUCAGCGUGUUUGCGCUCGGACUCCCCGUCUAUUAACCGGACACAUAUCUGCGUCUCUCUCUAUAAUGCCGACACAUAUGAGAUUCCGGAGAAGGUCAUUCCUCGGGCUUUUAUUUCUCUUCUCGCUCUCCACUUCUGCACUGUACUUCAUCUAUUCAGCUCCUGGCAUAGUUAAUGAGUACCUGUUCAUGGUUCAGGCCCGUGGAAUCCAGAUCCGUGAGAAUGUGAGGAACAUGGGAGCUCAGGUUCUUGAGCAGAUGGUCCGCAGUGCCUACAACACCACCGGCACAGACUAUACAUAUGAGUUUAACUUAAGUGAGACAGAUGUUCCCACCACUCCUUACCUCCCAGAGGGCUUCACAUACAUGCCUGAUCAGGUCUGCCCGGAGAAACUGCCCUCCAUGAAGGGCCAGCUGAAGGUGAACAUGAGUGAGUUCGCUCUAGAGGAGGUGGAGAAAUUUCUGAAGAAGGCAGAUCCAAGUCUGUCACGCGGGGGCCACUGGAAACCGCACGACUGUCUCCCACGCUGGAAGGUGGCCAUCUUGGUUCCUUUCCGUAAUCGCCAUGAGCACCUUCCCAUACUUUUCCGUCAUCUGAUCCCAGCACUGCAGAGGCAGAGACUGCAGUUCGGCUUCUAUGUCAUUGAACAGGCAGGGAAUGAACCGUUCAAUCGUGCCAUGCUGUUUAAUGUCGGUUUCAAAGAGGCCAUGAAGGACUUGAACUGGGAUUGUGUGAUAUUUCACGAUGUUGACCACAUUCUGGAAAAUGACCGCAACUACUAUGGAUGUGGUGAAAUGCCAAGACACUUUGCGGUCAAACUCAACAAGUACUCUUACAUGCUUCCGUAUGAGGAGUUCUUUGGUGGUGUGAGUGGGCUCACCGUGGAGCAGUACAGGAAGAUAAAUGGCUUUCCCAAUGCAUUCUGGGGCUGGGGAGGGGAAGACGACGACCUUUGGAACAGGGUUCAGUUUGCUGGCUACAAAGUGAGUCGGCCUCAUGGAGACAUUGGUCGUUACAUGUCUAUACCACACCACCACCGCGGGGAAGUCCAGUUUCUGGGCCGAUACAAGUUGCUCCGUAGAUCCAAGGAGAGACAGAGCCUGGACGGCCUGAAUAACUUGAAUUACUCCCCUCUAGUGUCCCGGAAGAGUCUGUACACUAAUGUGUCAUUGACGCUCAGUCGAGAGCUGGCCCCUGUCGCCGAUUACUGACAUCACACAAGGGACGGGCAAGAGAGACCCACACCACAUGCUACACCACCAUUUUUAUAAGUCAUUUUUUUAGGAAGGGGAGGGGAUUUCACAAAUCUUUUAAUACUCAGUGCAUUUUUUUUUUCUUUCAUUUUUAUAUAUAGUUUUUUUUUCUACUUAAUUUUUUAAGCUAAUUUGAUCACAUUUGUGUUUAUUUUCCUUUGUUACUCAUCAACUGUCUGUCUAUCAUGUGAAUGGAUCAGUUCUGGAAUCCAAAACCCCAACUGCAGGUUUACUCUCGUCGGACCAGUCAGAUCCGACAUGUGGUGUGUCUUCUAAUCAGACUUCGCCUGGGGGGGAAGUCGCAUGUUUACAGCAUGAAUGAGAAAAGCUAUUGAACAAGUUAAUGGCAAUUAUGCUAAACGACUUCAGAAUAGCCAUUGUAGGAGUUGAGGGACAUGCCCUUUUCUCUGCCAGAAACAAGCACAGCUGGUUCUGUGCAUUAGAAUAUAAACUAAUAAAUGCAGAUU